Prosopis cineraria is the source of this 1528-nucleotide messenger RNA. Its product is annotated as polyadenylate-binding protein RBP45-like. The record is from RefSeq and is a predicted model, not a curated record. Gene Ontology annotation, molecular function: mRNA binding. NCBI's taxonomy places the organism in Eukaryota, Viridiplantae, Streptophyta, Magnoliopsida, Fabales, Fabaceae. Gene Ontology annotation, cellular component: cytosol.
AAUUCUUCUUUUCUCUUUGCUUCUCUCUCUCUCUCUCUCUCUCUAAAUCACAGACCUCUUUCCUUGAGUCAAGAUGAUGCACCCUGGUCCUGGCAUGGCUCCCCCAACCAUGGGCCAACAGCCUCCCCAGCAGCAGUAUCCGCAGCAGCAACAUCCCUACAUGAUGAUGCCACCGCAGGCUCAGGCGCCGCCGAUGUGGCCUCCCUCAGUUCAACCACCGCCACAGUCGGUCGCUCCACCGCAAACGACCCAAGCCGUCCAGCCCACAACCGCCGAUGAGGUCCGUACUCUUUGGAUCGGUGAUUUGCAGUUCUGGAUGGACGAGAACUAUUUGUACACUUGCUUUGCUCAUACAGGCGAGGUGGCCUCGGUGAAAGUUAUUCGAAACAAGCAAACUAAUCAAUCUGAAGGUUAUGGGUUUAUUGAGUUUUUCACACGCGCAGCCGCUGAGAGAAUACUUCAAACAUUUAACGGAACCAUUAUGCCAAAUGGUGGGCAAACCUUCAGAUUGAACUGGGCAACUUUUAGUUCGGGUGAGAGGCGGCAUGAUGAUACUCCAGAUUACACGAUAUUCGUUGGAGAUUUAGCUUCAGAUGUUACCGAUUACAUGCUGCAGGAGACAUUUAGGGCUAGGUAUCCCUCAAUUAAAGGUGCAAAAGUUGUGAUCGAUCGACUCACUGGGAGGACAAAGGGUUAUGGUUUUGUUAGGUUUGGAGAUGAAAGUGAACAAAUGCGAGCUAUGACUGAGAUGCAAGGUGUUUUAUGUUCGACAAGACCCAUGCGGAUUGGACCAGCCACCAACAAAAACCCUGGCACUCAGCCAAAAGCUUCAUAUCAGAAUCCUCAAGGGGCACAGAACGAGAAUGAUCCGAAUAAUACAACUAUUUUUGUUGGGAAUUUGGAUCCUAAUGUAACGGAUGAUCAUCUUAGGCAAGUUUUUGGCCAAUAUGGGGAGUUAGUACAUGUUAAGAUUCCAGCAGGCAAGCGAUGUGGGUUUGUUCAAUUUGCUGACAGGAGCUGCGCAGAAGAGGCUUUGAGGGGCUUAAAUGGAACAGUGUUGGGUGGGCAGAAUGUUCGUCUCUCUUGGGGCCGUAGUCCUUCAAACAAACAGACUCAGCCAGAUCAAAACCAGUGGAAUGGAGCUGCUGGGUAUUACGGAUAUACUCAGGGGUAUGAGAACUAUGGAUAUGCUCCAGCUACUGCACAGGAUCCCAACAUGUAUGGAAACUAUCCUGGGUACUCCAAUUACCAACCACCACAGCAGCAGCAGCAGCAGCUAGGGUACAGUUGAGAUUUGAGAACCCUCCCCCCCUCUUCUUUUUCCCCCUUCUCAUUUACCUCGAUUCUCUCUUGUAAUCGUGAGGAGUUGUUGCUGUUGCCUGUCUUUUUUAGCGUCUCUUGGUGUAAAACCAACUUAUCUCUUUAGCUCCUUUGCUUGUUAGUAGAAUUAAUGUGAUCUCCUGUUGUAUCGAGCGAAAAUUACUUGAUAACCUCCAGAUGUUCUAAUAACGAUGCUUUAUUUGAUGCC